Molecule: messenger RNA, 1619 nt
Organism: Lolium rigidum
Lineage: Eukaryota; Viridiplantae; Streptophyta; Magnoliopsida; Poales; Poaceae
Product: vacuolar cation/proton exchanger 1b-like
Exons: 11
Coding region: 1-1341 (446 amino acids)
Biological process (GO): calcium ion transmembrane transport; intracellular calcium ion homeostasis
Cellular component (GO): plant-type vacuole membrane
Molecular function (GO): calcium:proton antiporter activity
Source: RefSeq, a predicted model, not a curated record
AUGGAUUCCUCGGCGGUGGCGGCGGCGGCGCUGCUGGAGGCGGGGGACGGCCGCGCCAAGGAGCCGCGGAGCCUCGGCCGCCGCACCGCGCACAACCUCUCCUCCUCCUCCCUCCGCAAGAAGUCCGACACCUCCCUCGUCCGCAAGGUGCCAUGCGCCGCGCUCCGCGCCUUCCUCUCCACACUCCAGGAGGUGCUCCUCGGCACCAGGCUCUUCGUCCUCUUCCCCGCCGUCGCACUCGCCGUCCUCGCCAGAUACAUGCACUUCGGACAGGUGUGGCUCUUUGUGCUUAGCUUAAUUGGUCUCAUUCCUCUUGCCGAGCGACUCAGUUUCCUGACCGAGCAGAUUGCUUUCUACACCGGUCCUACUGUGGGUGGAUUGUUGAAUGCAACAUUCGGCAACGUCACUGAGGUUAUCAUCGCAAUCUUUGCUCUGAGGAAAGGCAAGAUAACAGUGGUGAAAUGCUCCCUGCUCGGCUCCAUUUUGUCCAACUUGUUGCUUGUCCUCGGUACCUCCCUUUUCUUCGGUGGCAUAGCCAACCUCGGCACCGAGCAGCCAUACGACAAGAAGCAAUCAGAUGUCAGCACAGGGCUUCUGAUUCUUGGUUUGCUAUGUCAAUCCAUGCCACUGAUGCUGAGGUAUGCAGUAAGUGCCGGGGAACAUUCAGUAAGCUCUGAGGAUGCAGGAUUGGUGCUAUCCCGGGUAUGCAGCGUUGUCAUGAUCCUGGCCUAUGCAGCCUACCUUUACUUCCAGCUGAAGACCCAUCGCCAGCUGUUUGAGCCCCAGGAGGUUGAAGAUGAUGGUGAAGAUUUGGUCUCUGAAGAUGAGGCGGUGCUAGGAUUUUCAUGUGCAAUGAUUUGGUUAGCAGUCAUGACCGUGAUGACCGCUUUACUAUCAGAGUAUGUCGUAAGUACAAUUGAGGCAGCUUCAGCAUCUUGGGAACUGUCAGUGAGCUUCAUUAGCAUUAUAUUGAUUCCGAUUGUCGGGAAUGCAGCAGAGCAUGCUGGUGCAGUCAUCUUUGCUUUCAAGAACAAGUUGGACAUUACCCUUGGAGUAUCUUUGGGGUCAGCUACGCAGAUUUCCAUGUUUGUGGUGCCGCUGAGUGUCAUUGUAGCUUGGAUCAUGGGAGUUCCAAUGGAUCUUGAUUUCAACCUACUAGAGACCGGUUCUUUGUUUCUAGCAAUAUUAAUGACAAGCUUCACCCUCCAGGACGGAUCAUCACACUAUCUAAAGGGAUUGCUUCUUUUCCUUUGCUACGCUGUGAUUGGCGCAUGCUUUUUUGUCCUGAAACGGCAUUCAACUGACGGCAACAACCUGAAUCUGUCCAGCAGAUCGGCUUAGUCCAGAGUUAUCCAACACUCGACGGCAAUUUUGGUGCAGAUUGUGAAGUGAAGAGUCUAGAAGGAGCGGUAUCUCGCUGGCCAAAUUAACGUGCAUGUGCCGCAGCCAAGCCAAGCAGUGCCUGAGUGUAAAAUUAUAAACUAAGUAUAGUGCUGACCGGUCAGGUGUUUAUGGCAAUUCCAUAUGUGCGUGUAAAUUAAUUGAGUUUAGUGUAUGCAUUAGCAAUUUAGCACACCUAAAAGGCUAAACUAGUGAAGGAAAGUAGACAAUAUACAGUA